Molecule: messenger RNA, 921 nt
Organism: Meloidogyne enterolobii
Lineage: Eukaryota; Metazoa; Nematoda; Chromadorea; Rhabditida; Meloidogynidae
Source: the annotation of a GenBank genome assembly
AUGCAGAAUUGUCCGAUUGUGUUGUUGAAUGUUGUUGGAACUUGUCGUCAGGAUAUUAUCUCCCAUUCUCUCACCAAUGAUGAACAAACUGCUUCGGCAAUUCAACUGAUUUCCUCCUUGUAUGAAAAAGUCUCACCAAAUAUUUCCGUCGUUGUUAUUUGUUUAUAUUUGUUUCAAAAGGAAUGUAUUCAAAAAGAGUUUGAAAAAUUGAAUUGGAAUGUUUUGGUAGUCAGCGUUGAUGGCUAUCAAGCCCAGGAAUGUGAUGUUGUCGUACUUGUCACCACAAGAUCCUCCAACAGAAGUGGCGGCCUCGGCGAUUCCUCGGACUUCUUGAGAGAUGAUUGUCGUGCAACUGUUGCGUUGAGUCGUGCCAAGCAUGGACUUUUCCUCGUCGGUGACAUCGAGACUUUGAGAGGUGGUAAAGUAUGGAGCAGGUUUAUCGAUCGUGCUUCAGAUUUUACAAUGGUUGUUGGUCAAGAGUAUUUGAAUGUCCUCCGAAGUGGAUCUUGUAAACGUGAUAGGUUUGGCCAGCUGUUGUCCGCCAGUGGGAGAGUUGUAGCUAACUUUGUUGAUGAGGUGGUUCCCCAACAGCAGCAACAACAACAACCUUCAACGAGUGGAAUGGUUAGGAAUGAAACAUGGAGACGAGAUGGGCCAAGUACAAGUAGAGCUGAAGAUUGGUUUGAAAGAGAUUUUAAUAAUUUAAAUAUAAACAAUACCACAAAUUAUUAUAUUCCCAAUUUUAGGAAGAGACAAGCUCCCAAUGAAUGGCAACAAUAUCAAGGAACUACAUUCAUCAGAACUUCAGACCAAACCCAAUGCUACAAAUGUGGAGGCCAUGGACACUUCGCUCGCGAAUGUAUGGAAAACAGUUAUGGAACUUGGCGUAAGGAUUCAUGGAGAGGAAGAGGAAAACAUUAA